AACACCCAUUACAUUGAAUUGACAUACACACAGGAGAGGGUCGAGUUAUCCUGUGAAUGACUGGGAUAUAAUCUGUUUCGUAAAAAUAUUUAUAUAUAUACACACACACACUUAAGUGUGUUUGUGUAUUUCAGUCGAACUAAUAUUCAAAGAGGCUCCUUUAGAGAUAGUCUUCACAGAACAAGCCGCUUGAAAUACAUCGACCUUUGCUGAAUUCUGCACUCUCUUAUACUCGACAUUUUUGGAUGUAAAUAACAAUGUUUUUUUAAACGUCAGCCUGAAGUACAACAGAAGAGCAGAAGUAAACCGCGUCCGAAGACUGUCGUAUUGGAGGAGGAUAGCCCAGACAAAGCUGAGAGAAAAGGCGUGUCACUGGCCGAAAGCACCCGAAACACACAUUGCUGGCUGGCUGCACCAGAAAAGCAACAAACUUAAAAUUGGAAGUGUCUCGCUGAAGCCGUCUCACCAUGACCAUAACGGAGAUGAACAGAUUUAACAUUACGCCUGAUGACGACACUAGCAGCACUAACAGUAAUGACUAUCCUCCCACUAAAAAGAUACCCAUCAAUAGUCAAUAUGGCGAUAAUGAUCCAGAAAGCCAGAAUUUUCUGUCAAAUGUAUACAUUGGGAAAAAGAAAUUUGAAGAAUAUAGGACUGGCAAUACCUCGUUUGGAAUAUCUGCAUUUAACCUCAGCAAUGCUAUCAUGGGCAGUGGUAUUCUUGGAUUGGCAUAUGCCAUGGCUAACACUGGCAUUAUACUUUUUGUUAUCCUUUUGAGUGCUGUAUCAGUCUUCUCGCUAUAUUCUAUACAUCUCUUACUGAAGACUUCAAAAGAAGGAGGUUCAUUGGUCUAUGAACAGCUUGGCCUGAAAGCAUUUGGAUUGCCUGGUAAAUUGGCAGCAUCAUUGUCAAUCACAAUGCAGAACUUUGGAGCUACAUCAAGCUACCUCUACAUAGUGAAAUAUGAGCUACCAAUUGUCAUUCAAGCUUUCCUCGGACUUGAGGAAAAAACUGGACAUUGGUAUCUGAAUGGUGACUACUUGGUCCUUAUGGUGUCUAUAAUUAUAAUUCUUCCUUUAUCCCUGCUGAAGAAUUUAGGUUACUUGGGCUACACAAGUGGGCUGUCCCUUCUCUGUAUGCUUUUCUUCCUAAUAGUUGUGAUUCACAAGCACUCUCAGAUCCUUUGUCCAUUGCCCCUUCUGGACCAGGAACUAGGGAACGCAACUUUGAAUUUAACUAUAAUGAUGACAGCAACAUCUGCAUAUGAAGCAGUUGCCAGUGUAUCAGAACCCAGCUUAGCACACAACACAACAGAUGAAAACAUCUGUAAACCACAGUAUUUUGUCUUCAAUUCACAGACCGUCUAUGCUGUGCCAAUUCUGACAUUUGCCUUUGUGUGUCAUCCGGCUGUACUUCCCAUCUAUGAAGAACUCAAAGACCGAUCCUGCAAGAAAAUGCAAAGAGUUUCCAAUGUUUCGUUUUUUUUUAUAUUUGUUAUGUACCUGUUGGCUGCACUUUUCGGUUACAUGACCUUCCUUGGUGAAGUGGAGCCUGAGUUACUUCACACAUACUCGAAAGUGCACCGAUUUGACAUGGUGCUGCUUGUUGUUCGUCUGGCAGUUCUUGUAGCUGUUAUUUUGACAGUUCCAGUCGUUCUUUUUCCAAUUCGCACCUCUGUUCAGCAGCUACUUUUCCCCAGCAAAAAGUUUAACUGGAUACGUCACACUAUAAUCACUAUUAUAAUUCUGAUUGCCAUUAAUGCCCUAGUUAUCUUUGUUCCGACCAUCCGAGAUAUCUUUGGGUUCAUAGGUUCCUCUGCCGCGGCUAUGCUAAUCUUUAUCCUGCCUUCUGCAUUUUACCUCAGACUUGUAAAGAAAGAGUCAAUGAAAUCAAUACAGAAGAUUGGGGCAUUAAUAUUCCUGAUCAGCGGUAUAUUUGUUAUGUUUGGAAGCAUGACACUCAUCGUUCUUGACUGGACCCAUAAUGCAUUGACGAAUGAUGGCCACUAAACUGUUACUGAAGAAAACUACAUGUUCAAUUAAAUUAUCACUCUUCAGAAGAUUGAUAAUUAUAUUUAUUUUCUCUGCCUUCAAAUUCCUAAGAAGUUGGAAAGGCAUUCAUAUUUACUGUCUUCCUAGAAGUUAGGAAUAGUUGUCCAAAAAAUUAAACCAUUUAUAUUGGAAUUGAUUAUUAAGAAACUUUGGUUCAGACAGUAAUGAUACCAUUCGUAGAGAAUGGUGUAAAUGGUGUACAAUAUGUAUUUAUAAGGCCACAUAAAUGUUGGAACAAAAUAUUAUAAGCCCUUAGAAAACUGAUUCUUGUAGAUACUGAAGCUAAAUUCCCCAGGAAGUGGCCAUAGAUUUUACUGUAUGUUAGUAGAUUUAAACAAUAGCACGUAAGCAUUCAGUAUUUUUGACCAUUUUUAAACAAAACUGUCUUGUGGACAUAGACUUGAGUAUUUAAUUUCAAGGCAGCAGCCUAAAUUUUAAGUUCAGAGUUUUAAAUACUAUUGUUUAAAAUGUAAUGUUGAUAAAAACAGCAGAUUGACAGACAAGACACAGUGGAAAGUUUCGAUUCUAAGGUAGCCUAGCUUGCCUUACAAAAGAACAGCACCAUGGUCAGCAUGGACAAGGUGGGCCAGAAGGGCCUAAUCUUUAUUUUUGCCUGGCUUUUCAAAUAUUCUGUCUGUUCUGGAUAAUAAGUCCUUGGAUAAAGAAAUCAUGUAGAACUGGAGUUAGUGUAACUCAAUAGGAUAUCAGUUGAGAGUUCUGGUUGUUCUUCACGUCCCCAAGCCAGUGGAACUAGAAAAGCCCAGCUUCCAUCUGGGGUGUUAGAUGAGUGAUUAGACUUUGAUUUACCUUAUCCCAAUGCUAUCUAGAAAGAAAUGGUUAUAUUGGAGAUAUUUAAGUGUGGGUUUGAUCGUUGUAUAUCUGUAUAAAAUGACAGUCUGUACCUUUCAUACAAGAGGAAUAAGGAGUGAUUACCGUCUCUAUGGAGUUUGCACAUUCUUUCUAUGACCAUGUGGGUUUCCUCCAUGUGCUCCAGUUUCCCUCCCAUUUCCUAAGGAUGUGCAGUUGGAAGGUUAGUUGGUCAUUGUAGAUUGUUGCUAGUGAAUAGGUGAGACAGAAUUAUGAAAAUGGGAGGAAUGUAGUGUCUGUGUAGAUGGUCAGCAUAGACUCAGCAGGCAAAAGGGCCUAAUUUCAAUAUGUAGCUCUUUCGUUGUAACAUCAUAUGACUGCCUAAUUACAGCAUAUUGGAGAUUUAGGAAAUUUAACACUUGCAGCUAUGUCUUGUCGAAGAAUUUAGCAUGUUUAAAGCAUUUAUUUGAAACCAAGCUGUCUUGUAUAAUAAUGCUAUUUAUGGUGAUGCAUAAUUGAGAACAUUGCAUCAUGAAUCCAUUUCAUAGUUAAUGAGCUGAUUGAAGCAGUUUUAGAACUUCAGGUACGUUACCAUGUGGUGAUGCAUUUCUUCACAUCUGUCACCUGUUCCACUUCCUGAAGGCCAAUCUGUGAAUGUGAAUUGUAGACCGGAGAGAAGAGCCAAUUUUGUUUUGCAGAGCCUACUUCUCUGCUAAAUAAACAUCAAUAGUGCACUUUGUAGUGAUGGAAUUGAGCUCUUCACAAAGUGCACUCAUGAUGAUUCAUGGGCAGAAAACAAAGGAACAUUGCAUUCCUUCUGUAUCACAUGAUGGAAGUCAAGCAGCAAUUGUUGGGAGUUGAUUGUAAUGAAUAAUAUGGUACUUAGAGCUAAAGCUAAAAAACACCACUAAAGCACUUCCUUUGUCUCCUUUUGCCACCUGUUGCCACUACAGAGAACAGCUAUUGUUAUCUAAUUGACAGCAAGUAGUGGAAUAUGACAAUGACAGAAUUCAGUAGAGGAAAAUGUGACAUUGCUUUAAAAGUAAUGCAUAGUCAGUAUUUACCUUUCAAAUGUUCAUAAUCUUCUGCCUCCUGGAAUUAAAGUGUUAUUUUCUGCUGUUCCUAUUUGGUUACUUGAAAGAAAACUUAACUAUUGUGCUUCCUAUGACAGUCCAACCUACUGCAAUUUUUUUUAAUUUGCUAUUUGUCAUAAAAUAUUUAUAAAAUUGAAGUAAAUCAGUAUAAUUUAACAUAUUUAUGACUGUAAAUAAAUGUACAUAAUUAUUUGUAAAUAUAUUGUCAAUAUUUAAGAGGUAUUAUUGUUCCUUUUAAGUUUUCCUGAAAAAAUUACUGGACUUUCUUCAAAGUCACAGGUGAAAGCUGCGCAGUGGCUGAAGAAUUUCCGCUAACAACUGGUAGUAAAAAUUCUGUUUCAGUGCUUUGUUUUUAUUUUGUUCAACAUAACACAGUCUUGAGUGCUAAAACUGUGUGACAUUUAAUGCCAGUAAAUGAACUCUUUGUACUGAGUUGACUGAACAUCCGUUCUGUAUUAUUGGUUGUUGCUGUCAAACAUAACCUCAGUUGUUCACCACAAAGUCAUAUCUAAUUUUAAUGCAAGUUUUAAAUACAACACAGUCUACAAAUACUGGAAGUCCAGAGUAAUACCAUUCCUUUAUGGACAUGAAUAAGCAGUCAAUGUUUGAUCAGUCUUCAUGAAGGUUCCAAAGCAUCGACAAUUUAUUAAUUUCCAUUGAUGCUGGCUGACCUGCUGAGUUCCUCCUGCAUUUUGUGUCUAUUCUUGAUGAACUUUUGGUAAUUAAUAAAAGAUGAAUAAUAUUUUAAAAGUUCACUGUUAGAGGAAGCUUGAAUCAUUACCUUUUGCAAAAUUGCAGAACAAUUAUAAAUUUGAAUUUGCUUUUUCAUAACAUUUUUAAAAAGUACGAUGGUGAACUGUGACUUACAACUGAAAUUUAUGUUUCACAGACAAUCACUUGCAGACAAAGCUUGUGUAUUAAUAAUACUUGUGUAAUUCACUCUAUUUGUACCAGUGAAAGCAUGCAGUACAGACAACUAACAAAGCAUGACUGCUGACUUUGGCAUAUUCUUUUAAUUGAAUAACUGUUUGAUGUAUUUUUGGACACAAUUAAAGAAGGCUUUCCCUGACAUCUAGGUUAUCCUGUAUGUAUAUUUCUAUACCGUUAACUGUGAAAGGCCUCCAUUUGAAUGGGGGAAUUUUGGUUGUUAGCAAAGAGAGUGCAUUAUGAUCAAUGCUACACUCUUGUUUCAGUGAAACACCUGUUGUAUUGUACAUAUUGUAAAUAAAGUUAUACUCAAA
This is a messenger RNA of Hypanus sabinus (Atlantic stingray), 5193 nucleotides long. RefSeq names its product solute carrier family 38 member 2 (gene slc38a2). The transcript is spliced from 16 exons. Gene Ontology annotation, molecular function: L-glutamine transmembrane transporter activity. The record is from RefSeq and is a predicted model, not a curated record. Bases 468 to 2009 code for a protein of 513 amino acids. Gene Ontology annotation, biological process: amino acid transmembrane transport; L-glutamine transport. Lineage: Eukaryota; Metazoa; Chordata; Chondrichthyes; Myliobatiformes; Dasyatidae.